GUCAACAAAUACAUAUGAACUUACAGGUGGUCAUGAUGUUGAUCAGGGUUGGAUUAAAGACAUUCGUGUUCAAGUCGAUGGACAACGUCGUGGUAAAGUGGUACCAAGAUUUCAAUUUCAAAAUUGGAAUCAAAUGGAUUAUCAAAUGCUAGUAAAUGAAUUAAGUGAAGUUAAUUCUCUUGUUGAUACUUUAAGCUUUGAAUGCAGGAAUCAAGGUUUUGAUGGCUUGGUUCUUGAAGCUAGCUAUCCUGUACUUUUAAGAAAUUUAAUUAUGAGAUUAGGCACUAAAUUACAUAAUCAAUCUCAAGAAUUUAUUUUAGUAUUACCCCCAAGAAAGACUUCAAUACCUCAUUUUACUGCUGCACAAUUUGAGGAUUUUAGUCAAUUUGUUGAUGGUCCUAAUGCUCCAAUUGAUUGGGUAGAAGAUAAUAUAUUAUCUUUUACUCCAACAUCAAUGAAUCGUG
Scutellospora calospora is the source of this 464-nucleotide messenger RNA. NCBI's taxonomy places the organism in Eukaryota, Fungi, Glomeromycota, Glomeromycetes, Diversisporales, Gigasporaceae. The record is from the annotation of a GenBank genome assembly.